Molecule: messenger RNA, 942 nt
Organism: Hyaloperonospora brassicae
Lineage: Eukaryota; Oomycota; Peronosporomycetes; Peronosporales; Peronosporaceae
Source: the annotation of a GenBank genome assembly
AUGCGCAGACUAUGCAUUGUGGCUGCUGCUCUCGGCGGCCUCCUCACGGAAUCCUCCGCCGGGCCACUGGCCGACAACCACCAAACGAGUCCGACUGCUACUAAGCUACGUCAGCUGCGCCAUGAUGAGGCCAAGUCCGACCAGCGCAGACUUGUGCAGUCACAUGGCUCAGUGGAGCACAUGACAGCGUCCGAUGCUCCGAGGCUUUCGACACCAUACGAAACCGACCGCAUGCUUCACAAGGGCGAGGAUCGUGGCUAUUUGUCGGAUGUGAUGGUAAAGGAUAUAAUAGCGAAAGAUACAGCCGCCAAACUCCACCCAUGGAGAGUGUUUGGGAGGCUCAAUCUCGACAAAGCUGACUUGGACCUUGACAUCUUCAAAGUUUGGAUGGAGUACAUUCGUGUCCAUCCUAAAUCUGAGGAAAUCAAAGAGGCGAUGCAGUAUCUCAAAAUGAGCCAUGGGAGCACGGACGUGGUGAAGAUGCUGCUGCCGGACCAUAAGGCCGUGAACUCCGUGGUUUACGAAUCACUACAAUCAGCAAUCAGUGAAGUGUUGUUACACGAGCCGAGUCAAUUGUACGGUCUGUUUUUGCAGAACGAAGUAAGCCCUGCUGAUGCUUUCGGGCUCCUCGGUCUAGAAGCCGAAGACGCGCUUGCGAAGUCACCAGAAGCCGCAGUAUUCUGGCUCAAGUUUGUUUUGGACGCGGAAUGGACUACGUCUAAAGAACCACCCGUAUGGAAUCUUGCAUUGAAUCCAGACUUCUUAUUCCCUCGUCAAGCGGUGGAUCGUUUGGUCAAGGGCAAACGACAGGAGGAUUUGGUCAAAUUCGUCGAAAUGGCUAAGAAACAUAAGGACUUAAGAGAAUCUUCCCUUUUCUUAUGGCUAAAUUUUCAUAAGCCAGAAGUGCCGAAGGGGUUGCAACCUGCAAAACACGAGGACUAA